AUGGAAGCUGGCUGCUUUCCCUCUCCCAAGUAUGUGAUUGAAAGGGCUCAAUCCUCAGCAACAGAUAAGAAGGGGGCGACGCGUCAGGGCUUUGCCGGGAGGACGAGGCAGCACGGGGGAGCGAGUCGCGUUGCGGUGGGUCUGCUCGCACUUGGACGAGGCCGCGGGAGCGUCCCCACCAGCGGCCGAGGGACAAACGCCCGGCUCCGGCCGCGCGAUCGGGUGGACGAACGGCGCGAGAAGGAGCCGAGCCUGCCUCGCCGAGCUCGCUCUGAGACUCUUAGAAAGUCCAUCUACGCAGCGGGCUCAUUGCCGCUGCAAAGGAGACUUGCACGGAGCCAGGUUUUAGCCAACGUACGCGUGCGUGUGCAGCGUUUCCAGGGCCCGCGGUUCGGCUGUUCUCCGGAGCACGCGGCGUGUGCCGCGCCGUGGUUCGGCGCUAACUCGAACCUAUGCCUGCCCGGCUUCCUGCGAGCCGAAGGCAGCGCGAACGGUCCCGUAAGGAAAGGUUCAGUUCCUGACUUCACGUACUACGAGAGGCAGGCUGCCGUGUCCGGGCGAAGCUCCUUGCCACCUCAGGAUUACUACAGCGACCCAGCCUUAGCUGCUAGAUCACCUAAAGAUCCCCGCUGCUAUAGAGACCACAUGAUUAGUAGAUCACUACCAAGCUAUGGGAUGCCUGGGAGCAGAUUGUCUUGGGAUCAGGUACAGGGACGAUCACCGGCCCCUCAUGAAGCAAGUCGCAUGUAUAGGGAUCCGAAAAUGGUUCCAGAAGGGCAGAGGAUGCGAAACAGGGAUCUUUCUCCAGCCAGGUACGGUGUUGAGCCCCCUGCCCCCCGAUACGCAGCGGAGGCUCCGACUUUCCCCGCUAGGCAAGUCUACAACGAUACACCAGAGAGACCCAUCGAGGCUACGGCUGCUAGACAGACAACUCCGACGUGCUUGGUCGUUGAUCCAACUUCUGCCGUUGCUCCGGACGGGAGCGUGGUUCCGCCUGCCCUGAGUCGCGGCUGUGGACCAGGCAGGGAAAGCGUCGGUGCUAAAGUUCCUUACGACAGUUACGAACCUGCUGCGACUCCUUCCCACGCUCAGAUGCCUCCGGCUUUCUCCGGCCAGGACAGUAAAAAGACUUUUGAUCCGGAGUUCCUAGCGCUUCUGCGUGCAGAGGGAGUGUCCGAAAGCACGUUCAAUGCUCUGCUGCAGCAAGGGUUUGAUUCUCCCAACUUGCUAGCCAUGAUGGAGGAGAACGAUAUAAAGUCUGUAGCCCCGAAUCUCGGGCAAGCCAGAGUGCUUUCUCGCGUAGCCCAUAAUUUCAAAACAGAAAUGCAGCUCCAAAGGCACGACAGGAAGAGCAGCGCUCUCCGUCCCAGAACCCGAUCGAACAGUUUUAGUCACCGAAGUGAGCUGCCGAAUGAGUACGGCACACACCUCGUCUCAGGUCCCAUUAUAGACGGUUCAGCCGUGCAGCAGCCUUUACAGCCGGUCUCUCCGAGGGUAGGAGAAAUAAAUCGUCGGCCGUCUAGUGCCCCAACACAGCAUCUUCUGGAAACUGCCACCUAUUCUGCAUCUGGGGUAGCUUCUCAGGGGCCUCACUGUCUCCCUAACUCUGGAUACGGCGCUCCUUUCCCUUGCAACGUGCAUCCUCGUCCAGGGUCCACCUACUCUGCUGCUGCUGGGAUGCCCAUGACUGCGGUACAGGCAAACCCUCACGCGAGUCCCAGAACGGCGUAUCCGACCACCUACACGGUGCCCAUGGAGCUGAUGAAGAGGGAGCGGACGGCGCCGGGGUCGCCAGCACACAGCCCGCACGGCAGCCCCCACCCGCAGCACUCCCCGUACCCCAAGCUCAGCCGGCGCACGGGGCCGCCCGUCAUCGUCUCCACUAUGGCAUCACCUGAACCAAGUAUUCGCCCGCAAAUCAUGAAUGGCCCUAUGCACCCCCGUCCCCUGGUGGCUCUGCUAGACGGAAGGGACUGUACAGUCGAGAUGCCGAUUUUGAAAGAUCUGGCCACUGUUGCAUUCUGUGACGCACAAUCAACUCAGGAGAUUCAUGAAAAGGUAUUAAAUGAAGCCGUUGGGGCGAUGAUGUACCACACCAUCACUCUGACUCGAGAAGAUCUAGAAAAGUUCAAGGCCUUACGGGUCAUUGUUCGAAUAGGCAGCGGCUACGACAACAUUGACAUCAAAGCCGCAGGGGAGCUUGGUAGGUGUCACUUCUGUCCCCUCCGCGGUCAGGCCCGCGCCCGUCCGAUUCUUCCAAAGCAGCCCACACCACUGCUUUUUUUUUCCUUAGACGAGCUCUACAGUGCGAUAAAGCUGUCUGCGGCUUGCCUGACGCACGCUUAUACCAACGCUGCAGGUCGCAUCCCCGAAAGCCUAAGGAACUGCGUGAACAAGGAGUUCUUUGUCACAACCGCUCCCUGGUCGGUGCUGGAUCAGCAGGCGAUUCAUCCGGAGCUCAAUGGUGCCACAUACAGGUAUCCGCCCGGCAUGGUCAGCGUCGCCCCGGGAGGAAUACCAGCAGCGAUGGAGGGCAUCAUUCCCGGAGGCAUCCCUGUUACUCACAAUCUUCCAACAGUGGCACAUCCUUCCCAAGCUCCAUCGCCUAACCAGCCCACAAAACACGGGGACAACAGGGAACAUCCCAACGAGCAAUAGCAGAUAAUUUAAAAAUCAUUCAAUAAACUUGGGACCAAGAGACAUUGGAAAAGAAGUUAUACAUGAACUUUGAAAAAAAAAAAAAAGAAAUUUGAUACAAAAUUUGUAAUGUUGAUUUUGGACAGAUGCAUCAUUGAUGUUCCAGUGUUACCGACAAAGUGAUAGCAGUCAAGACUGGGGAGAAGCCCUAAAGAAGUCAUCUGCUUACUGAAGCGCUGAAAACUAGGAUGUGAUACAUUAAUGAUCAACUUCUGUUAUUGUGUGUUAAGUUUCCUUCAUCUGUGCAUCAAUCACAUGAAUAAAAAUAGAUUUUUUCCCUCAAUUCCUUGGGAAGAACAGGGCUUCUGCACCUGUUUUCAAAUAAUUGCAUUAAGCAAUCCUUACGGAGUUAACUUAGAAAUUUAAGAGGAAACCAUUAUGUGGCUUCAGCCCUUUCCUUAACUCUUGUAUCUGGUUACCUCUUCUAGCAGGAGGCAUCAAUACUGGCUUAGAAAUGGAAGACGACAAACCUUUUUUUUUUUUUUCUUUUGCAGUCUCGUAGGGCCAGUGACACGUAACAGACGUUCUCCUGGUCGGUUUGAGGUACAGCCAUAGAACAGGGAGGGCUGAAAAGGCUCCUGGCAUCAGCCGCUGCCCUCCCAAACUAAUAAGACAUAAACUGCCAGUCUCGCCUCUGCCCAAUACACUGAAUAAAGUAGCUGUGCAUUUACUUAUGCCCUCCAAUGAUGCAAAGAAAAAAAAAAAAAGGAAAGGAAAAAAAAAAAACGAGUAUUAAAUUUCACACACUAUUUGUACUCAGAUAUAUUUUCUCAGUUUUAAAUCUGCAGCUAUUUUAUCAAGUGGAAAAGUCUUGAGCUGGAAAGGGUUCAAGAAUAAUGUUGCAUUUCCUUAUGUCUCAGGAAACACUUUUUAUGGUAACUUGUCAGACUGUCUAUGAACAAAACCCACUUUUUUAGACAUUGAUAAAAGUCUUCUUUUCUUCACGUGAUAUUUUAUACAAGAACACUUCAAAAUGUGUUAUUAGAUGUGACUGAUUUUAACAAAUCCUAUUAGAUUUGUAUCAACUAGUUACAUGUUAUAUUCAUAGUCUUUUGUGAAUCAUCGCCUUUUUGUUUUUAAAACGAUGGCCUAUUUUGAGCCUUUGUAUGGGUACAUUCCUGUUUCUGUGACAAAAAAAAAAAAAACUUAAACUGUCCCAAACAGAAAAAAACCAAUGGCUAUCAGAAGUAUGUUUUGUUUUAGUGUGUUACCGUUAUUGUAUUUGUUUAUUGUAAAGGUGGACAUUUAGCGUUCAGUGCAGUUUUCAAUAAAAAGUGAUAAAAUUUCUAUAAUUUCUGAAA
Struthio camelus australis is the source of this 3998-nucleotide messenger RNA. Lineage: Eukaryota; Metazoa; Chordata; Aves; Struthioniformes; Struthionidae. The record is from RefSeq and is a predicted model, not a curated record.